This is a messenger RNA of Antechinus flavipes (yellow-footed antechinus), 892 nucleotides long. RefSeq names its product zinc finger protein ZIC 4-like. The coding region runs from base 279 to 806 and encodes 175 amino acids. NCBI's taxonomy places the organism in Eukaryota, Metazoa, Chordata, Mammalia, Dasyuromorphia, Dasyuridae. The transcript has a single exon. The record is from RefSeq and is a predicted model, not a curated record.
AGCAGGACCUGUCAUCAAUGACGUCAAUCAUCCGGCGCCGGCCAAUCAGAGGGUGGGGUAAUUGUUUAGCUCUCUGGGCUGCAGCCGUGUCCAUGAAUCUCUAUUCAGUAUCUCCCAGCGUCCUGCUGCUGCCUCUCAAGCGUAUGGGAUUCCACGUAGGCAUUAAAAAGAAAAAAAAAAAAAAAAAAGCCAAAACUUGAAAAAAAAAACUUUGCAAAAGUUUUUUUUUUUUUUCUUUUCCGCCUCCCCGCUGUCAGGUGACUGUAGCGUUAGAAGCCAUGAGUGUGGAGGCUUUGGGGAGCCCAGUGAUGGAACCAGCUGCACUCUCCAAACGGAACCCGGCGCUGAGAUUAGUUGACUUGGCAGGGGCUCAUCAUCACCAUCACCACCAUCAUCACCAUCAUCCCCCACAGAGCGUCACAGGCUUCCCGGGGUUCGCCGGUCACCCCCACUCAAUGGCUCCCUCGCACCCUGGGGAGUACGCUGCUGAAUCCCGCCUAGGGCCGAGUCCAUUUCGAGCCGAACACAUGGGGCACCAUCAUCCCUCGGCCCUCAAACUCAGCCCUGCCCAUCAUCCUCAUCCCCACCACCGACACCAACAUCAUCAUCAUCACCACCACCACCACCACCAUCCUUCUCUCCUCCUCCUCCUCCUCCUCCUCCUCCACCUUCUCAUUCUAUGGCAGGAGGCCACGCUGAGGUGGUCGGUAGUCCAACCGGAGCGUUUGGCCCAGUGCCUUCAACAGCUAUCCCUUACCCUGUCUCCCACCCCGCUCAGGCGCUUACGGCAGGUAGGGACUUCUUAAUACGCAGAGAUCUGCCAGCCCCCAUGAUGCCAGGGCUAAGCGAGCAGCCCCCUGCUCCCAAUUCUCACCACGGAAUGUUUGUCUCA